Messenger RNA from Anopheles coustani, 4200 nucleotides. RefSeq lists its product as uncharacterized. Gene Ontology annotation, molecular function: chromatin binding. The record is from RefSeq and is a predicted model, not a curated record. Gene Ontology annotation, biological process: mitotic sister chromatid separation; meiotic chromosome condensation. Gene Ontology annotation, cellular component: nucleus; condensin complex. The coding region runs from base 133 to 3336 and encodes 1067 amino acids. Lineage: Eukaryota; Metazoa; Arthropoda; Insecta; Diptera; Culicidae. The transcript is spliced from 4 exons.
UAGCAACUACAACAAGAGAUUUGUUAUUGUUUUGCUAUCGAUGCCGCUCAGAAAUAAAAGUAUUCACGUUGUUGUUAUCAUUGUAACAUUGUUUGUACCGUGCUGGAUUAUGGUAAAUGUUGAAACAGCAAAAUGAGCAGAAAAAAUCGAAAGAUUCACGAGUUAUCGAAUACCGCGGAUGGUGCCGGUGGUACAACUACACAAUUAUUAUACGACGCACGCCGUGCACAGCUUCCAUCAUUAUCAACUUCCAGUGCUACCCACGUUGCUACCCCUGCCCCACGAAAUGGCGCUCGGAAUGUUGCAAACGAUCAAACAGAACGCGCAACGAUUCAUACUCCUGAGGCGAUUGCGAGCUUUCUUAUGCAGGUAACAGAAAAAAAGGAUCGAUGCAUAGAUUUUGACCUGCAGUACUGGUUGACGAAAUAUGUAAGCACUCGCACGGAGGCAAACUUCCCCGUGGCGGGCAUGUUGAUUAACUGUGCGGCACACAUUUACGGCCGAAAGGUGGACUACCUGAGCGACAUCGUGAUACACAUGAACGAUAAUCAGAAAUCGCGCGAAGAAAAACAGGUGUCCGAAGAAAACGGCGAGAAUUCGGAAGAGCCCGCCCAAAACACGAGCACGGUGCGAAAACGGACCGGCCGUUUUAAUCCCGAAUCACUGUCGGACUGUUUCAGUGAUUUGGAGUUUACGUGCAACGAUAAAAAGCUACUAAAGAUUGAUGAUUUGAUCAACCCACCCGUACCGGUCGAAGUGGACCGUCGGACAAAGGUUGAGCAGAUGAUGGAUCUCUGCCGGGAACUGCGCGCCAAUCCCACCCGGCAGCGACGUCAGGAGCUGCUCAAUCGGCUGCGGGAUGACGCGAACAUUGCCCCGAUGCUAUCCAGCAACGGUGUGGCUAGGAGGAAUCAAAUAUUGGACCUAGAAUCGGGUGAAACGAUCGGCACCCGGUACGACUACCAGACGCACCUAAACUACAUCGACGGGCGGACGGGUUCGCUUAGGGCCGAGCACGAUUUGAAGCGGUUCUUUCAGCGCUGCGACGUCAUCGACUUCUUAUCCGAGCAGUCCGAUUUGGAGCGAGAACGUUGCACCCGUCUAGGUAUGGCCGCGCCGGUCGAUCUGCUUUCGGCGAAGGCGCGCGAGCUAAAAAUCUUCAUGCCUCCCGAGUACCUGAAGGACCACUACCGCAUUAACGUUAACGAUACGUCCGAUUUUGACAAUGCGCUUAUACAAGCACGUGUUACCAACUACAGCUCAGAUCCCAUUCUAGCGUUGAUGAACGCUGAAGAGAGGGAAAAGCGGUACAAACAGAUUGAACAAGAGGAAGAGCACGACACAUCAGUUACAGUAAAUGAAACGAAUAAUGACUCCGGUUAUGGCAAUGAUUCCGCCAUAACUGAAGAUCCUUCAUUCAAAGAAGUACUAUCUUCAUCAUUGCUUAACGAAACACAACACAACAAUACUAGCGCAUCGCAACACGACACGGAAAAUUCCACCAUCCAAACGUCCACCGAAGAAAAUCCCCUGGAAUCGGAACUGCUAGCCUUGGAAGCGAAUACUUCAUCCCAGGCCAACGGUGAAGGAGAAAAACCGACCGGUACCGCUUCCCGAUUGAGCGUGGACGAGGGCAUCGGGGUGGACCAUGAGUCGCCGACACGCUCUCCUUCAGCGACGCUAGAGAUGGGUAAUAAAGUACUAUUCACCAGCGGAAACAUCAUUCCCCGGCAAAUGUAUAAACCACCGAACGAGAAGCUGCUCCUAAAUCUGUUCGGUUUGCCGGAGAAAACCAUCAAAAAGUCCUCCAUAUUCGCCUUACCAGUGGAAUAUCGAAAAUUGAAAGCGGACUUGACACGAAGACGCAAACAACAGGCAAUUGUUUCUAGCGAGAUAGUGUUGCACAGUCUUCAUCCGGAUGCUCCAAGAAAUUCACUCUGGGUCGAACGUCCAUCUACCCCUGAUCUGGAGGAUUUUUUGGGUUUCGAUGACGAUGAAGCACCGGAUGUGGGCAAACACGCUGUAAAAAAAUCCAACAAGUUUGAUCGACCAUCGACACCGGAGUGUGACUUCCCCGGUUUUACGGAGGAAGAAGUUGCCAUCGGUCAUAGAAACGCUCCAGCGACACUAGCGCUCGCCGCGAAAGACGUUGUAAACCUUUCGAGUCCAACUCGAUCGCCCGGCAAGCAGCGGCAAACCGGUGACGGUACGUCAUCACAGCCCGUCACCCCGUCCCGUACACUGUCGUGCGAUUCCGGCAUAUCCGAUACGGCCCCGGCUGAACGGGGGAAAGAUACUUCGGCCGGAAACUCCGGUCUCGAACCGAUCAUGAGCGAGCAUGAAGACGGCGGCUUCGACAGUUCAGAUCCCGAUCCGGAAACGACCGACGGGAGACCGCUCAAGGAGCAUACGGACGCUUCGAAUGCCCGCAUCCAGCACAGCGUCGCCGAGGCCAAGGAACGGAUCGAGAAGGUAAACGCGUGGCAUAAAAAAUUGAAACCAAUUUUGAUCGAAUCGGAACAACGGAACCAUUUCGACAUCCACGCCUACGGAACGGAAAUAAUCGAAACGUUCGAUGCGACGGAAGUUCAGGCGAACCCCGGUGACCUACACCGGCCGACGAUAACGCUCGCGACGGUGCUACAAAACAAACCCGCCCACAGUACGGCACGGUAUUUCCUGUCCAUGCUAAUGCUGGCCAACACUAACAACGUUGAAAUAACGAAUAAAAACAGCGAGCCGUUACGAAUAUCGACCGCGGAAGAAAUAGAGCUGCGUCUGCUCAGCAGAAAGCGACACCAUCAGCAGAUGAUGGCACGGAAGCGCAAAUUGAUGUCGAGUGCAGGUCAGGAAGCGACGGACGAGCCAGAAGCGAACACAACACCACAGGUAGCUUUCCGGCCGGAUCCGAUGGAAAGACUUGCACCAGACACUGCCACCGUCGGUAACUUCAUGGAUAGCGUGGAGCAAGUGUACUCCGCCCUCAACAGUGAGGAAUCGAAGCGGAAACGGUUAGCGUUCCGUCGAGGCAUGCGGAAUCGUGCGUACGGGAUCCAGGAGGAAAAGGAGGGCGAAGCAACGUCAUCUGGGACCUCGACAAAAAAACCACGAACGGGUGAACCACCACCCCCUCCUCCUCCUCUCGUAGCGAAACCGCAACCUGCACCACCGCCAGACAACAUCGAACCCUUCGUGGAAGACGAAAUUCUACAGGUUGAUUUGUCCACACAUCACGCAAUGUUCAUAUCCGGACAACGAGAGUCUCACGAUGGGUGUGCACAAAGUGUGUUCUCAUUCGCAGAAUCUGGGUACGAGUCGAUGAUAAGUGAUAAGUGAGUUUGCUGGCAACAGGCGAGUUUUAAACCAGUGCACAGUAGUAUAAUUACACCUGUACAAAGCGUAUAAUAAGAUAGUACGAAACAGAGAGAUAGAGAGAGAUGCGCAUUGGCUCGGGCAGUUCUAAGUGCAUUAUAGUAGGAACUAUAUUUAACCCACAGAAUGUGGGUAACGCGCUCGAUACAAAGUUUAUAACUCUACUAGACACAUGGAGAUUCCUUCAUUGCCGUAUUGAUGGCAAACCUGAGGCUCCGAACCGGAGGCAACGAUACACAUCUUAGCUUGUUUCCUUCGACGACUAAAGUACAAAGUGUCAUCCGAUCACUAUUUUCAUCAUCCAUAAAAUUAGUCUUACGCAACACAUGCUGCUGCAGUGGAAUCGGUAAACGAAUGCCAGUUUUUUUCCUCCACUUACAACCAGUGCAACCGAUCGCACUUACAGGGGAUUCAAUUUUUUGUCGAAACUCGAAUCUAGCAUUUUUUAUUCUAUUCUGUUAUACCCUAGCUGUAUUUUUAGUAAUCGCAUGGCGAUAAACGAUAAGGUUAAAUUCAGCAUAAUGAAGGAAACUAAAUUUUCACAGUUUUCGUAUCACAAUAUUUUCCUUUCAACAUACAAUCGAGGAGCGUAAGGUUUUUUAUAGUUUUUUUUUAUAUUGGAGACGAGUGCAAACAAAAUUUAAAAAUUAAAGUACUAGUUUUUAUUGCAACACAUAGGACAUACUUAUUCUCGAAACUUAUGUAUUUUGUAUGCGUUCAUUUUUCUUAAGCUUAAUUAAUUUCACUCAUUGCUGAGUACAAGGAAACCGCGUCCUGUAAAUAUAUAGUUUUAUAGAUAAUUUAAUGUUGUUUUUCUAAUGAUCAACU